This is a messenger RNA of Gambusia affinis (western mosquitofish), 3703 nucleotides long. RefSeq names its product glycerate kinase (gene glyctk). Gene Ontology annotation, molecular function: glycerate kinase activity. The coding region runs from base 1194 to 2768 and encodes 524 amino acids. The record is from RefSeq and is a predicted model, not a curated record. The transcript is spliced from 4 exons. Lineage: Eukaryota; Metazoa; Chordata; Actinopteri; Cyprinodontiformes; Poeciliidae. Gene Ontology annotation, cellular component: cytoplasm. Gene Ontology annotation, biological process: protein phosphorylation.
AACACACAAUGAAGAAAGUUCCGGGAGGACUUUUGACCCCGCAGAAGGGAAACUCCAAGGUAUGAACUACAUGUUACUGUUUUGGUUGGUUGUGAAUUAUCAAAUAAAAAUAAUGUAGUCGUUCAGACUUAUAAUUGUAAAAUUAAGUAGAUUUAAUAGCAUGUGUAUUCAUAAUGAGGACCACUUUUCGGGACCUUUAAUUUUAUUAUUAAUAUUCGUAUGCCUGGUCUGUAUUAUAUACACUCACUGACAAUACAUUUUGCUCAUACUGAGCUGGACCUUCUUUUGUCUUAAUUUUGGUGUGGCACGCAGUCAACAAAGAAAAAACAAACAGGAAAGUUGUUGUAAUGUUCAGAAAAACAAUUUGUCAUUGGGUAAGUACUUUAAAUAAUUUGUAUACAUGUAUCCAAAGUGUGUUUAAAAAAAUAUUCCCCACACCAUUACACCUCCACCACCAGUCGUAUUGAUUGAUACAAAAUAUGAUAAAUAAAGCCACAUUGUCUUAAAUCUCCUUCUAUCUGGUAGAAAUGUUAAGCAGUGCCAGUAAAGAAGAGAUAAACGGAGAGCUGAAAUGCAUGUUCAAAGGGGCAGUGAUCCCUUUAAAUUAAUCAUUAAACAGAGUUUAAACAACUCCAGUCACUGUUUGGUUAGAUUUUUGCUUUGCUGCUGAACUGGAACAUACACAACAGGCUGCUGCAGGAAUCUGCAGGCUGCAAUCGCCCUAAACCAUCCACACAGGUAGGCAGACUUCAAACCAGAUUUGAAGAGAGUCACAGUAGCUGGGUUUGUAAAAUGUGCACAAUAUUUAAUUUUUGUUAAUUUACAAAACUAUUUAAGGUAGAAAAUGUACAUGCAUUUUAUCUAUACCUUCUAAACUAAAUUGUCAGAUAAACAUUUGAAAUGAUUUUUGUGUAAGUCCAAACAGCAUGUUGCACAUCUUGACUGUGGAAAUUUGCUUUAAAUUUGUCUGAAGGUCUUUAGAAGCAUUCAUGUUUACAGUAAUGGAUCAUUUUAAUCUGAUGUACAUUUUUACAAAUAACAGUACUGUAACACUUUGCAUGCAUGUAAUUUUCAUAAGGUUUUAAAUGAAAGACAUUUAAUAGCGUUACGCAAGUCUCACCUUCCUAAUUUGACAUGCUUUUCUAUCUCUACACAUCUUGCUGUAUCGAUUCCUCAGACCUGCUGAGGUGGCAAUGGCCCGCAUCCUGUCCUUGUUCCGGCCUCAACCUUUUCUAGCCCUCCUGGGAAGAAGAAACCCCACGUUCUGCAACAUGUCCAUGGACUCAGGCGCGCGGGAAACCUUCAGAGCAGCAGUGGAAGCUGUGCAGCCGGACACCGUGGUGCGGCAGAGCGUAGAGCGUAAUGGCGACUCGGUCAUUAUUGACGGACGCAGAUUCACACUCAGUCACAACAUGCAUCUGGUGGGCUUUGGGAAAGCAGUUCUGGGAAUGGCUGCAGAGGUAGAGAGGAUUCUGGGCGAUCAUCUAGUUAGAGGAGUCAUCAGCGUGCCACAUGGGAUACAGCAGACGUUACAACAGCAUGGAAAAAGCCGUUUGUUGCUAAAAGCAGACAGUCGGAUCAAAGUCAUGGAGGGAGCCAAACACAACCUACCUGAUGACGACUCUCUGAAGGCGGCCGAAGGCAUCAAGCAGUUAGCUACUGAAUUGACAGAAAAAGAUUUACUGCUUGUACUAAUAUCAGGUGGAGGCUCUGCACUGCUACCAGCACCAAUACCUCCAAUCUCGCUGCAGGAGAAGCUUGAUGUAACUCGCAGACUUGCAGCUGCUGGCGCGACCAUCCAAGAGCUCAACAAAGUUCGUCGAGCGCUCUCUUUGUUGAAGGGUGGAGGGCUUGCACACCACGCUCACCCCGCACAGGUGGUUUCACUCAUACUGUCUGACGUGAUUGGGGACCCUCUUGAUUUGAUAGCAAGCGGCCCAACAGUGACAUGCGAGGUGUGGCCGGAGGAGGUUUUAUCCAUCCUUGAACGACACAAACUUCUCAGCUCCAUGCCAGCUUCAGUCACACAGGUCCUUGCGAGACAGGGUCCCCGCUGGAAGGAGAGUAACAAGCACUCGGAUUCACCUGGAGAGGCUCUCAAUGCUGUGAUUGGUUCCAAUACCGUCGCGCUCACCUGCGCUGGCCAGCGAGUUCGAGAGCUGGGUUUCCGUCCUGUUGUACUUUCACCGGGAGUCUGCGGCGACGUGAGGCUCGUCUCCAGGCUGUACGGCCUGCUGGCCCGGUUCGCAUGUUCCCGGGAGGAACCGCCUCCGGAGGUCGCAGCCGAAGUGCUGAGGCUUGGACCGGAGGUCGGCGUGGAGAGCUGGGACCUGUGCCGAACCAUGCAGGUGUUGGGCGAAGGGCGCGCCGAGGGGUGGGGCGCCACGUGUGUGCUAGCUGGAGGAGAGCCCACCGUGGAGCUAACGGGCAAAGGGCGAGGAGGUCGAAACCAGGAGCUGGCUCUCCGAGUGGGACUGGAACUGAGAGGCCUGGAGCUCCCGCCGCAGGGGCCCGUGUUUCUGAGCGGCGGCACUGAUGGUCAGGACGGACCCACGGAGGCUGCGGGGGCCGUCACUGAUGCUGGGCUGUACGACGAAGCCCAAGCCCAGGGGUUAGACAUCGACGGCUUCCUCAGAAAUAAUGACUCCUACACUUUCUUUUCCCGUCUGUCAGCCGGAGAGCGUCUGCUGGUGCCUGGCCUGACCUGCACUAAUGUCAUGGAUGUUCAUGUGCUGCUUAUCCCACCUAUUCCCAUUAAAAUUAGUUAACACACGGGCAAAAAUAAUGAGUAGAUCAUCAUGUCAGUAGACAUGAAAGGCUUUUUAUGGUUUUCUAUUUUCAUGCUUGACACUCAUGGUAGGCAGAGGUGAGUACAGUACCCACAAAUUGUACUCAAGUAAGAGUAGCACUACUACUACAUAUUUUUACUCAAGUAAAAGUAAAAAGCUGUUCAAUAAGUUAUUCAAAUAAGAGUAAAAAUGUAUUUGGUAAAAAGGCUGAAAGUACUGAGUAACAUAAUUUAAUAUUUAAAGAUUACAUCAUCAGAUGCAAAGGCGCAUCUCAUAAAGUUAGUGGAAAUUUUGGUAUUUUAAAGAUCAAAAUGAAAAUAAUUGAUCAUAUGCAAUGCUACAAUUAUGAAAUAAAAUAAGGCAAAUGAAACAUUAGAGCUGCUGCCUUGCAACAAGAAGGUCCUGGGUUUGAUUCCCGGCCCGGGGUCUUUCUGCAUGGAAUCUGCAUGUUCUCCCUGUGCAUGGUGGGUUCUCUCCGGGUUCUCCGGCUUCCUCCCACAGUCCAAAAACAUGACUGUCAGGUUAAUUGGUCUCUCUGAAUUCUCCCUAGGUGUGUGUGUGUGUGUGUGUGAAUGGUUGUGUGUCCUGUAUGUUUCUGUGUUGCCCUGUGACUGGCCACCUGUCCAGGGUGAACUCCGCCCCUCACCUGCAACGUUAGCUGGAGACAGGCAGCACCCCUCCUGACCCCUAAGGGACAAGGGUGUCUGAAAAUGGAUGGAUGAAAAUAUUUCCCCAAAUAAUUUUUUGAAACUUUAACAAAAACUGCAGGUCUAUGUCAGUGUUUUCCUUCUUAAUGUGAAAUCUUUCUAAUGUUAUGUGCUAGCUGACAGCAAGAUUGUACAUCAAAUAUUAUUCUGACCUCAUCUUGUUUUUCAAUAAAAAUGAAAUGACUACAGAUUUAUUUGUUUUUUCUU